Molecule: messenger RNA, 1992 nt
Organism: Sipha flava (yellow sugarcane aphid)
Lineage: Eukaryota; Metazoa; Arthropoda; Insecta; Hemiptera; Aphididae
Product: tensin-3-like
Exons: 9
Coding region: 318-1916 (532 amino acids)
Source: RefSeq, a predicted model, not a curated record
AAACGGUAACAACAACAACAUAACGUAUUGUGAUUUUAUAAAUAAUUUACGUGUCCGACGGCACGGACGCGAGCGCGUGCACACUAAACCGGUUGUUGACCUCGAGCGAGGGCGCGCGACCGACCGACCGACGGAGCGUAAGAGCGGCGGCGGCUGCGACGGCGGUGACGGUGACGGCAACGGCGACGGCGGCGGCGGCUGCAACGGUAGCACCGUCGUCGUCGGCAGACGCACCGACCCGGCUACAUCUCGGACCGCCGCCAUCUCCGCCGCCGCCACCACCACCACCGCCGCCGCCACCACUGCCGCCGCCGCAAAUGCCGUUGGACCCGACCACCGUGGCCGCCAAAGACGACGAGAUACGACGGUACCGGCACCAUCAUCGUCAUCACCAUCAUCACCAUCAUCACCACGGCAAACGUUACAACAAACGACCGCAGGUACCGCCGUCACGACAGCCACCGUCAACGCCGCGGACUCUGCCGGACCCAGACGCCGCCCUCGCCGUGGACGCGUACCACCAUCCGGUCAAGUACACCGGAUCCGUAGCGGUUAAUUGUCACGAUCAGAUGACACGAGUCGAAUUCGUCAGAAACCUAAUGGCCAAGCACAAAAAGAUUCAGAUCGAAAAAGAAGUUUCUCUAUUGAUUACGGUGACCGGUAUUAAAGUAUGCAGUCCAGAUGGCAAGGAGGUGUUAAUGGCUCACGGACUCAGAAGAGUGUCGUACGCUACGUGCGAUCCGGGUUGUAAACAGUUUUGUUUCCUGGCCAGACAACCAGGUGGUCAUAUUAAUAAACAAUAUUGUCAUCUGUUCGUUACAAAGACGGCUGAACAGGCUGAGGGAUUGAAUUCUAUAGUGGGAAAUGCGUUUAGAAUGGCGUAUGCUGCCCAACUGGAGCUGGAAAGACGAUCGGUGACAAGCUCACCCAAAAUAAAUUUGAACAAUACUUCUUGGGUGAAAUCAAGCGAUAAAUUAAACAUACAACGAAUCCACAAUGGAUCUCCUUUAUUGAAGAAAUCUACCGAAACUUCUAAACCAACUCCUCCCUCAACCUUACCAGGUGUCCGUCCCUUUGACCAUGGCAAAGGAUUAGACCUAACGCCUGGACAGUUUUCUACUCCAACAAGUAGUGAUGAUAGUCCUGAUUUAAAUACAUACAAGCGUAUGUUAGAAAAACCCCCUUUAAUUAAACGUUUAGCUAUGGGUUUAUCCGUUCAUACUAAUUGCUCUAACGAAGACUGGUAUCCACUAGUUUGUAGUUCUUCAGUGUCAAGCUCACCGUCUACCAAUAGUGAUGAUUGUAGUACACCUGAAUCUUCUCAAGAAAAAUUAAAAGAUAAUAGAUUAAACCAAUGCAAUAUAAGAUCACCCGACUCGCCUACGAAUAUCAAGCUGAAAAAUAAUUUGAUUGCUAAUGGUAUUGAUAAGACCCCAACACCACCACCUUUACCGGAAAGAUCGGACAGUCUUUUGGAUAAACCAGAAGAAUGUGAGCUUAAAAAAGCACCAUGGUUCCAAGCCGGAAUCCCCAGAGAAAUAACGCUAGAAGUUUUGGGACAAGAACCCGUGGGAGCUUUUAUGGUUCGUGAAAGCACCACCAAACCAGGGUGUUUUGCAUUAUCUUUAAGAGUACCUCAAGAAUUUCAUCCUUUAGGAAUCGCUCAUUAUCUAAUACUUAGGACGAACAAAGGGUUUAAAAUUAAGGGUUUUACGAAGGAAUUCACUACAUUAACUGCAUUGAUAACACAUCAUUCAGUAAUGCCAGAACUUCUACCUUGCCCCUUGUCGUUGAGCAGGUACAAUCCAACAUUUGUGAAAUCUGAUUCUAAUCAAGAUUUUGCCGAUAUUGAUGCAGAUCCAGAUUAUAAUACGCUUGCUGACUUCAGAAAAAUGAUGGCUGAUUUAAAUGUAUAGACUAUGAGAAAUCAAAUAAGCCAAAGCAAUUAUGUAUUAAUUUUAAAUAUACUUUUUAAUAUAAUACUAUAUGCAU